AUGACUGGGCCCGAUCCCCUCCUCUCGGCCUCACCAAUCCCCGGCUUUGCUAACCUGACUCUUCAGGCCGACAACCAGCACAAUGGCGACGCUGUGUCGCCGAAUGCCAUGCUGCUAGACCAACCCGAAGAACAUAUCGUCGAGCCAAACGGCACCGAGUCCGAAGAUGUCGCCAUCAUCAAUCCCGACAGCAUGGAGACGGAUGUUGUACUCGCCACAGAUAGUAUGUUUGAACACACCCGACCUGCCACUUGUUGUCCCACGCCCGGCAGUGCUGACCCCGUGAUAGGUGAUGCCAUGAAGGAAAUAGUGCUUCCUCCGCUCGCCGAAGAGCCCCGGAUUCUCGAAGAUGUCGUCCACACCUGGGAAGUGCAAGGAUGGCGCACGAUGAAUAAGAAGGAGCGAGGGCCCAUAUUCCAGGCUGGAGGUUACCCAUGGCGGAUCCUACUCUUUCCACACGGCAAUAAUGUCUUGGACCAGUGCUCCAUUUACCUGGAGCAUGGUUUCGACACCAACAGUGUUCCCGACAACUGGAGCUGCUGUGUGCAGUUUGCCCUCGUCCUGUGGAAUCCCAAAGACCCAUCCUUAAUGUUUCAUCACUCGGCGCAUCAUCGAUUCACCAAGGAGGAGAGCGACUGGGGCUUCACUAGGUUUCUGGAGUGCCGGAAGAUGUUCAAUGUUGUCUGGGAGACUGCAGACAGGCCUCUGGUGGAAAACGAUGCUGCCAACAUCACCGCUUUCGUCAGAGUUGUCGAGGACGAAACGGGCGUUUUAUGGCACAACUUCAACAACUACGAUUCCAAGAAGGAGACUGGCUACGUUGGUCUUAAGAACCAAGGCGCUACCUGUUACCUCAACUCACUCCUCCAGUCAUUAUACUUUACCAAUGCGUUCCGCAAGGCCAUUUACAGCAUCCCCACAGAGCACGAAGAGGAUAUGAAAAACAGCGCUUAUACACUGCAGAGACUCUUCUACCAACUUCAGACUUCGAACGUCGCUGUUAGCACCAACGAGCUCACCAAGUCUUUUGGCUGGGAAACGCGGCACAUUUUUGAGCAGCAAGAUGUGCAAGAGCUUUCUAGGAAGCUCAUGGAGCGUAUGGAGGACAAGAUGAAGGGCACCGACCUGGAAAAGGCGCUUCCCAUGAUGUUCAGCGGCAAGAUCAAAACCUACAUCUCCUGCAUCAACGUCCCCUACGAAUCAAGUCGCGUCGAGGACUUUUGGGACGUUCAGCUUAAUGUCAGCGGGAACGCGAAUCUGCUGGAUAGUUUUCAAGACUACAUCCAGGUGGAGAAGCUCGACGGAGAAAACCAGUACUUUGCCGGAGACACGUACAAGUUGCAGGACGCCGACAAGGGAGUCAUCUUCAACAGCUUCCCGGACGUCCUCCAUUUGCAGCUGAAGCGGUUCGAGUACGACAUCAACCUCGACACUAUGAUGAAGAUCAAUGAUCGCUACGAGUUUCCCGAGGAGUUUGAUGCCUCGGCCUAUCUGUCAAAGGAGGCUGAUAGGUCCGAGCCAUGGGAAUACGAGCUUCACGGUGUUCUGGUACACAGCGGUGAUCUCAAUGCGGGUCACUACUAUGCGUUCCUGAAACCAGAAAAGGAUGGCUGGUGGUACAAAUAUGACGAUGAUAAGGUCACCAAGGCCACGAAACGCGAGGUCCUGGAGGAGAACUUUGGCGGCUUCUACAAGACAACUGGUGGCCGUCCCCAACUCAACGCCAAGAAACAACCCAUCAUGCGGCCAAACAGCGCCUACAUGCUGGUUUACAUCCGGAAGUCGAGAUUGGACAAGAUUCUCUGCCCUGUCACGCCAGCCGAUGCUCCGGAACACCUCCAGAAAAAGUUCGAGCAAGAACAUGCUGCCCGUGAAGCUAAGCGCAAGGAGAGAGAAGAACAACACCUUUACCUCGGGGUCAAAGCCGUCACAGAUGAGACGUUCAAGGCUCAUGGCGGAGUUGACCUGACGGCAUUUGAUGCCGCCGUGGGUUCGGAGCCGGGCUCCUACAAGCAGUACAAGCUCCUUCGCACGGCGUCAAUGGCAGACUUGGCCAACGAGAUAGCCGCCGACAUUGGAGAGGAUCCAAGACGCGUGCGAUUAUGGAUCAUGGUGAACCGGCAAAACAAGACAGUCAGACCAGACCAGCCAGUGAUGGAUCUUCGCCCGACAGUCGAAGAGACGUACAGCAGAGCCACGGCACACCGGGAUCAAGCGCUCCGUGUGUGGGUUGAAAUUGCUGACGAAGUCGACGCUGAUGGGGCUGCCGUCUGGCCGACCUAUCCCGGGCUCCCGAAUGGUGUGGUUGUCAAAAAUGACUUGAUCCUACUCUUCCUGAAAUGGUUCGACGUCGAGUCGCAGUGCUUGCGGGGUGUUGGCCACAUUUAUUUCAGCAAGGAAAAGAAGGUUGAGGAUCUCAUUCCGGUCAUUUUGAAAAAGAUGAACUGGGGCGAGAAGCUGCCCAGUGACGAAAAGAUCAUGUUGUGGGAGGAAAUCAAGCCUAGCAUGAUCGAGGGUCUCAAGGUCAAGCUGACGCUGAAAGCUGCCGAGCUUCAAGAUGGAGACAUUAUUUGCUUCCAGCGAACCCGUGACGAGAAGAAGUACAAAUUGGGGCUCGGCGCCGAAAGGCAGGGCUCUGAAGAAACGGCGGUCGAUCGCUACGAGGAUGUUCGGGAUUACUACGACUUUCUCAACAACAAGAAGAAUGUGGAUUUCCACGCUCACCCCCAGAAGUGCGAUCCCAAGCAGUACCCGGAGUUCAGUCUGGUUCUCAACACGAAAAUGAACUACGACAAGCUGUGUGAGAAGGUUGGUGAGAAGCUCAACGUUGAGCCAACGCACCUGCGGUUUUACACGGUUAAUGCUAGCUCUAACAACCCCCGGACGGCGGUGAAGCGUGGGCAUCAGUCGUUGGCCAACAUCCUCAUCCCGGCCGGUUACGGACAACUUAACAUGAAUCAGCGUAACGAUGCUCUGUAUUUUGAGGUGCUCGACAUGAGCUUGGCCGAGUUGGAUACCAAGAAGAGCAUCAAAAUCACGUGGCUGAGUGAGGGCAUCACCAAGGAGGAGCAGUUCGAUGUGUUGGUGCCCAAGAGCGGCCAGGUGGAAGACCUUAUCGAGGCUCUGGUCAAGAAGGCCAAAAUUCCCAGCGAGGAAGAGGCGGGCAAGAUCCGCGUCUAUGAAACUAGCAGUCAUCACAAGUGGUUCAGAGAUCUGGCCAGAGACUAUUCGGUGCUCAGCAUUAACGAUUACACGUCGGUGAUAGCUGAGCGGAUGCCCGCUGAGGAUGCUGCGGUUUCGGACCAAGCAAACUUCAUUUCCUGCUUCCACUUCCACGGCGAGCCCAGCAGAGCGCAUGGAAUCCCGUUCCGAUUCUUGGUCAAGGAAGGAGAGAAGUUUGCCGACACCAAGAAGCGGCUGGAACAGCGCACUGGUAUCAAGGGCAAGAGUUUUGAGAAGAUCAAAUUUGCUGUGAUCCGGAGAUCAUCAUUCUCACGACCUCAAUAUUUGGAAGAUGACGAUAUUCUGUGGGACAUUGCAACGAACACGGAUGAUCUGUUGGGAUUAGACCACCCCGAUCGGGCACGAACAACACGGAACGGCGCUGGAGACUUGUUCCUCAAGGGCUGA
Molecule: messenger RNA, 3630 nt
Organism: Podospora anserina S mat+
Lineage: Eukaryota; Fungi; Ascomycota; Sordariomycetes; Sordariales; Podosporaceae
Exons: 4
Coding region: 1-3630 (1209 amino acids)
Biological process (GO): regulation of protein stability; protein deubiquitination
Cellular component (GO): nucleus; cytosol
Molecular function (GO): cysteine-type deubiquitinase activity; cysteine-type endopeptidase activity; protein binding
Source: RefSeq, a predicted model, not a curated record